Messenger RNA from Coregonus clupeaformis (lake whitefish), 853 nucleotides. Its product is annotated as dynein light chain Tctex-type 3-like. Gene Ontology annotation, cellular component: cytoplasm; cytoplasmic dynein complex; kinetochore. The transcript is spliced from 5 exons. Bases 122 to 466 code for a protein of 114 amino acids. Lineage: Eukaryota; Metazoa; Chordata; Actinopteri; Salmoniformes; Salmonidae. The record is from RefSeq and is a predicted model, not a curated record. Gene Ontology annotation, molecular function: dynein intermediate chain binding. Gene Ontology annotation, biological process: microtubule-based movement.
CUGUGACCUGCUUCGCUCCACUCGUUAACCACCUGUGACAGCAAACAGGAAACCUCAAAUAUUUAUCAAGUAGAUUUUCACUGGAAAAGCAGCUAUUUCUAUCACUUUUAAGAAGGCGAGAAUGGAGGAAUUUUCUGGUGAAGAGGGCUCUUUCAGCUCAGAAGAGGCCAGUAACUCCGUGAAAGAGUGCAUUCAGAGUAUCAUUGGAGAAGAGAGCUACAGACAGGACACUGUGAACCAGUGGACAGCCAAGAUUGUGGAGCAAGCCCUCACCCUGCUGGUCAAACAGACUAAGUCAUACAAGUACAUUGUUAACUGUGCUGUCAUGCAGAAGUGUGGUGCUGGUCUCCACACAGCUAAUUCCUGCUACUGGGACACGGUUACUGAUGGGAGCUGCACAGUGAAAUGGGAGAACCGCACUAUGUACUGUGUGGUCAGUGUGUUUGCUGUGGCCUUAACCCCCUAGACCAGGACCAACCCUGAUACUUCUGAGAGAGAGGGUGCAAUGCUUCACCCAUCUGGCAGGGGGAGGUAUUCAGUAAUCAGUAGCUCACUGUACAUUCUAUGCUGAAUGGGACAAGCAGAGAGACGGCUAUAGAUGCGGUAAAGGGGUCAAUGGAACUCGACCAAAACAAUGGAAAUGUCAUGUAAACGCGUGUGGGAAAGAUCCUGAAUCUCCUAAUUGCCCUUCAACAAAAUAAGGUUAUUGUGUAUGUGUAUUUCACAAUGCAUGUUCAUGUCAUCAAGUUUCAAGUUUUUAAUGUCACAUGCACAAGUACAGUGAAAUACCUUUCUUGCAAACUCAAAACCCAACAAUGCAAUAAUCAAUAACAAUGUAAUAAAUGACUUUGAC